CAGCAACCCAAAUAUCAGCAAUCAAUACCUUUUAAACUCAAAUGCGGCCUUAUAAAUCUAUCGCCAUUGAUAAUCUCUGUACCACUACCCAACAUGAGCACACAGGCCAAGCCUCUCUCCUACAUGGAAAAGCUCUCCAACGAGGUCUUCGCUUACCGCCCUUCUGAACCUACCCCGCCGGACUCUCCAAGGAUCAUCAUCAUCGCCAGUUGGACCAAUGCACUUGAUAGCCAUAUUGCCAAAUACGUCGAUAAGCACAAGGAGUUAUACCCGACUUCGCAACUUGUUCUUGUGAAGAGCUAUAACAAGAACUUUUUCGACCCCAAGGUUCUGGCGGAGUCGGUAAAGCCAGCAGUGCCAGUUAUCAGAGCCUCAUUUCCAGACGCCACGUCAUCAACGGCUGAGCCAGGAAUCAUGAUUCAUCUCUUUUCGAACGGUGGUUCGUCGAAUAUCUCAUCGUUGUAUGAUGUAUACGCUGCGACUGCUCAAGAAGGCGAAGAUCCUUGGCUUCCGCCUCACGUAACAGUCUUUGACUCAGCACCGGGUGCUCAGCGCCUCACCAACACAGCCGCGUUCUUCAAGUCGACUGUUCCAAAGUCAUAUCGCUGGGUGUUUAUGCCGAUUGUCUAUUUCGUUGCAGCUGCAUGGCAGUUCACCAAGGUUCUUGGUCUUACAAAAGACUGGCUGGCUUUUUGGGGUUCGACUCAUAAUACGGCUGAGGGCAAGAGGGAGCGUGAGAUUCGUCGAACGUACAUUUAUAGUGAAGAGGACGAGUUGAUCGAUUAUAAAGAUCUGGAAGCCCAGGCUGCUGAGGCGGAGAAGCUGGGAUUUGAUAUCCAUCUGGAGAAGUUUGACGGGUCUCUUCAUGUUGCGCAUGCCCGAAAAGAUGAGGCGAGAUACUGGAGUGCUGUCCAGAAGACUUGGAGUGGUUUUGAGUAGUCGACAUAUAUCGGCCUUGAAAAUGGCAGCCUUCCGAACCGUUUCAUAGACUCAAAGCCGAAGAUCUCCUGGCAGAUGAGCGAAUGGUGGAGGUCGAAGAGAGAUUAAUCCUUACACGAUGAAGUAAGUGAGCAC
This is a messenger RNA of Fusarium oxysporum Fo47, 1074 nucleotides long. RefSeq lists its product as uncharacterized. The record is from RefSeq and is a predicted model, not a curated record. The coding region runs from base 94 to 939 and encodes 281 amino acids. The transcript has a single exon. Lineage: Eukaryota; Fungi; Ascomycota; Sordariomycetes; Hypocreales; Nectriaceae.